ACUCAUUGGAAGGCGGUCCACACGUUUAUAAAAAGUUUCCACCAUACCAAAUCCAUUCUCUUCUUAUUUUUCAAUUUCUUCUGUUUUACCUUUUCAUCCUUUUAUCAUCCUCUCAAAGACUCAAUCCACACGAAAGCUUUUUCAGAAAAAAAAAGGAGGAUCGACGAUCAAUCUCUUCUAAGGUUUCGUGAUGGCGUCGAAGCGGAUCUUGAAGGAAUUGAAAGAUUUGCAGAAGGAUCCUCCUACAUCAUGCAGCGCUGGUCCUGUUGCUGAAGACAUGUUUCAUUGGCAGGCAACUAUUAUGGGUCCUCCGGACAGUCCUUAUGCUGGGGGUGUUUUCCUGGUCACCAUCCAUUUUCCUCCAGAUUAUCCAUUUAAGCCUCCCAAGGUGGCAUUUAGAACAAAGGUAUUCCACCCAAAUAUAAACAGCAAUGGAAGCAUUUGCUUGGACAUCUUGAAGGAGCAGUGGAGUCCCGCACUAACAAUUUCUAAGGUAUUGCUGUCAAUCUGUUCGUUGCUGACAGAUCCAAAUCCUGAUGAUCCAUUAGUGCCGGAGAUUGCUCACAUGUACAAGACAGAUAGGAACAAGUAUGAGACAACUGCAAGGAGCUGGACCCAGAAAUAUGCCAUGGGCUAAACGAGCUUUGGUGUGUGUGAGUGGAGCCCCUUCUUUUAUAUUUUCUUUGGUUAUUCCGUUCCAUGUAUGAAUCCGCAUUCCCAUGUCAAUCCUAAAAUUUAAUAACUUAAACGUUUAAUUAACGCUUUGUUAAAGAAGAAACGCACAUCUUCAAUCUAUUAGUGUCUCGAUAAUGUUUCUCUGAUCCAUCGAAUUAUCUCAUUCGUAAAGUUGCAAUGUUACUUCGCAAUCAGUCCUAGAAUUUGUUGAAAGAGAUCGAUAAACAUGUUCUGCCCUU
Molecule: messenger RNA, 914 nt
Organism: Rubroshorea leprosula
Lineage: Eukaryota; Viridiplantae; Streptophyta; Magnoliopsida; Malvales; Dipterocarpaceae
Source: the annotation of a GenBank genome assembly